AUUUUUUAUUAAUGUCGGCUUCAUAAUUCAAUUAAAUAGUAUAAACAAUGUGGGGCAAGUCGGGACAAGAUACCUAUAAUAAUUUUGAAAAAAAAAUAUAAAAUUUCCAUAAUCGAAAUUUAUUAGUUUGAUGUAAUUUACAAGUUCCCUCUUUAAAAAAAAUUUUUUUCAAAUUUUGUAAAUAAAUUUUUAGAGGAAGACCAUUUACCCAGAAAUAUAAAUCUAUUUUGUCACAUAAAUUGAGACAGAUAAUCAAUGUUUCAUUCAAUGCUGGUAAAAUAACAGGAUGUAGUUAUUUAAAAAAUUUUUUUUUUCACACAAAUUUAUUAUUUGUAAUUUUUUUGAGAAAGUUCGUCGUGCCCAGGUCUCCUAUAUUUGAAAUAAUGAAAAUAGUGACUAUUCACUGCCAAAUAGUGAUUGUCACGUGAUUUUUACUUAUUCGUCUUCAGAGAAUGAAAAAAAUUUUUUUUCCUUAAUUAUGAUGAUUUUAUUUAAAACAGCUUGUACCCGGUGAUUAAAGGCCACGAUAAAUAAAUUUCGGCUUAUGGGGCCCGGUUUCCCCUACACUAAAAUAAAUAUAUAGGAAACGACAAGUUAACAUGCGUAAGAUUAAUUCUGAUUGUUCUUAAAUCAACUCUUAAUAAUCCAUAAUAGUGGGAACAUAGAUGAAAAGAGUUACAAUAUCUCACAGCAAGUCACAACAUAAAAUUAACCGUGAGUCUGUCUCUGCAGCACCUUUUUCUUUUAGGGGAAUUCCCCCAAAGGUAUCGAUAAGUAUCCGUAGGUGUAUACAGAAAAAAAAAAAGAAUUUUUUUGCGCAAGAAAUUUUUCGUUUUUAAUUCACAGUGAAAAAAAUUUUCUUGAAACGAGUAAAAGUUUUUUGUGCCAAAAAAUCCUUUUUUUCUGUGUAAGAAUAAGUCAGAAAAUUCUAAUUUGUUGAGAUAAAAAUUUUAAUGCGGCCUGAGAUAAGAUAGUGCAGCUCACAACACAAAAUUGGCCACCUGAGGGUCGAAAUUGUACCAACUUUUUUUUUGAGAUUCGUUGACUUUAAAUGGAUUUUAUAUCAUAUAUAGCAGUGAAAAUAAGUUAAUAUGCAUUAAUAUAAAUAUAUGAAAUUCGACACGUGUUUGAAACAUGAAUCGUAAUUUUUAAAAUUAAUUGACGUGAUAACACGUCACGAAUAUAAUGAACAAACUUAAAAGGAAUAAAAAUAAUAUAAUAAGGGAAUAAAAAUUUUGUUAUUAUUUGUAUUGAAAAAAGUGAAGACGGGAAUAAAAUGUAAUAAAAAAAUAAGAUUUUACGAUUCAUCCACUCGAUGACACUUGAAAAGGAUUCAAUCCAAUGGCAAACAUUAUUCGCGGAGAUCGAUUUCAUGCUUCAAGAACCUCAAGACUUUUUCUAUAUCUACUUGUAUCCUUUUUAAGUUUAAACUACAGGUUAAAAAAGUCAAAAAAUUAUUACACGUCAGCUAAUUUGAAUCUCAAAGAAUUUCUUUAAGUGUUGAAACUUCGCACCAGAGUGAAUGCGGAUUGAAAAAAAAAUCUACUAAAAAAAUAUGCCUAUUCUUUCUGUAUGAAGUGGAUUCGGUUUGAGAAAAAAUCCGAAUAUACUGAAAAUUUUUUUCAAAGUACAAACUUUUGUUCAAACAAACAAAUUUGUGUUCAAUAAAUAAAUAAAGUAAUUAAACAAAAAGUUAUUCAAGCUACAUAUAUUUAAAAAGUUUAAUUGGACGUAUAAAUUUAUCAAGAUUUAACAGCAAGCCCUUAAGGCAAUCAACUAAUUACAAUUUAAAAGUUACUAAAUUAACAAAAUUUAUAUUUUAAAUAAUUUAUGUGUUGAAAAGUUUAAAAAAAUAAAUAAGAUAAUACGCGGGAAAAAAGUAGAUUGAAGAUGAUUAAAAAAUAAUAAAGAUAGUUGACUUUUGAUUUGUAUCGAAGGGGCACCUGUAGCAUCAGUCAAUGGAUUCAAAACUUUUAAAAGAGGGGUUUCCAGCUAAGAGUUUCAGGGGUGAUUCAAGUGUAUGUAUAUGAGGGCAGUGGAACUAGAGAGGAGAUGGAAGUAGACUCGAUUGGUCGAGUAUCGUGUGGUGGGUUUCGGGUUCAAGUAAACGAGGGGUUGAAGGGGAUGAUGAAUCGGUGGUUGCCGGCAAGAGUCUCGGGCUUAUAUAAAAGCUUCAAACGCUCUUGUCCUGCAUAUUGGUUCCUGACUUCAUCAGUGUGUCAUCGAGUCCUUUGACAUUUCUUCAGUUAUUUUAAGUUUUCAUCAACCUCAGUAUUACAGAAAAACUAAACCAAAACCCAGACAAAAUGCAGAAACAAUUAACACUUGCAUUGUUAAUUAUAGCCGCCGUAACUGUACUAACAGUUAUCGAUUCAAUUGAUGCUGCACCUUUUCCUCCAGAACGGCAACUUUAUUUGGAACAACUAGAAGAUGACCCACAAGCAUUUUAUGAAUUAAUUGCACAAUAUUACAAACUUAAAGAAUUGGAAAACAAACGCGCUUAUGGGCUCGAUUUUGGACUAAGUCGGGGAUUUAGUGGUUCACAGACCGCUAAACAUUUGAUGGGUAUGGCUGCUGCCAAUUAUGCCGGUGGUCCUGGACGAAGGCGUCGAUCAGAACAAGCGUAAAUUUAAAAUAAAUAUAUCCUCAAUAUGAAAAGAAUUUAAACCUUUACAAUUAAAUUAUUUAAAAAUUUAAACAAGCAACAAACCAAUGCUUCAUUGCACUCUACGAAAAAAAAAAAAUAUAAGAAUAGAGAAACAAAAAUACCUCAUUUUAGUUUUUUUGUUAUAUACCGUUUUUUAAGUUUCAAUUAUUUUAUGAGCACUCUAGUAAUUAAAAAAAUUGUGCAAUUUAAUUUUAUUUAUUUAUUACUUAGUAUUAAAUUAUUAAAUUAUGUAAUUAAUAUUGCAGAAAAAUUUUGAUGUCAAAAUAUAUAUUUAUUAGAAAAAUUUAUUAGAGAUAAAUCAAAAAUGAAUAGCACACUAAUAUUUAAUCAAAAAUAAUGCACAUAAAUUUAAAAUUAAAUAAUUUCAUUGUUAUUAAUUAAAUAAAAAAAAUUUAUUUAUUUUAUUUUAUUUAUUAAAAAAAUGCACAAAAAAAAUUUAUGCUGUAAAAAAUCGGGAGUGAAUUUGGCGUGAUUACGAAUUUUAUUUAAAUUCGAAUUCCCGAGUGAAAACGGAAUUUGGCCACACCACCGCCGAAGCACCGCUGCACCAUAGCCGCGACUGUUCAAGUAAAAGUGGGUUUGCUGCACUACCGCCGUACUUAAUCUAUGAUAUAUAUUUAAAUUUACAUCGCCGCACCACCGCUGCACUACAGCUAUGACAUAUCAUUGUCAUAGCCAUAUAUACACACACCCAUACAUAUAUAUAUAUAUGCAGUGGUGCUUCGGCUGUGGUGCGGCAGUGCUGGAAGAUUUUUUCGAAGCGUGCGGCGGAAUUUUCCGCCAAAUGGCGGUGGUGCAGCGGUGGUGCGGCGAUUAACUUAAAAUCAAUUUUUUGUCAAAAAAUUAGAAUUUCAUUUUUACUCGGGAAUUCACUCCGUCAUUCGAAGUUUCGGAGUUUUUCUAGCGGAGUGAUUUCAGAGUGAUCUUGAUUUUAUUUAAAUCCGCAUUCACUCCGAUUCGGAGUUUUAAUAUUAAAAUAAACUCCCCUUCGAAGUGAAUUUUACUCCAAAGAAAUUAAAUAAAUACUCAGUCAUCCGCUCUGCAUUUACUCUGCAUUUAAUCUGCGAUCACUCCACAAAUUUUUUACAGUGUAUUUAUAUUUUAUUACUUAAUUAUAUAAUUAUUAUUAAUCAAUUUUAUUUAGUCAGCAAAGCAAACAGUAUUAUUGUUAAUUUUGUGUUGUUUUUUCUAUAAAAUAAUAUUUUUUUUAAACUUAUACCUGAUCUCUGUUUUUAAACUCAUUUACACGUAAACUAUCAGAGACACAUAAAAAAAUAUAAAUACCUUAU
Microplitis demolitor is the source of this 3957-nucleotide messenger RNA. It is a transcript of the gene Dh31, whose product is annotated as diuretic hormone class 2. Gene Ontology annotation, molecular function: diuretic hormone activity; G protein-coupled receptor binding. The transcript is spliced from 5 exons. The record is from RefSeq and is a predicted model, not a curated record. Gene Ontology annotation, biological process: body fluid secretion. Lineage: Eukaryota; Metazoa; Arthropoda; Insecta; Hymenoptera; Braconidae. Bases 2307 to 2627 code for a protein of 106 amino acids.